Salvia hispanica is the source of this 979-nucleotide messenger RNA. Lineage: Eukaryota; Viridiplantae; Streptophyta; Magnoliopsida; Lamiales; Lamiaceae. The record is from RefSeq and is a predicted model, not a curated record.
CUUUGUUCAGCUAUCGGUCUCCACCGAGCUCAACACCGCCGAUUCCGCCGCCACGGCCAGAUGAAGCAGAAGCAAUGGCCUCUUCAUAAAUCAUCCACCCCUCCCUUGAUCAAAAAGCAAAAGAAUACCCUCGCUUUGGCAAAAACAUCGAAACCCCCCCAAUUCAACUAUCUCCGGCAUCCCCUACGACGCAUUAGUCAGGAUCGCCGCGUCCUUCACUCUGCCGGAUCUGAGGGCGGCUUCGCUCAAGCCGCUCAGCGAGGCCAUGGCUUUGUUUAAGCGAGGGAAGCAAUUCAAGCACGGCCGCCAGCCCUGCUUGGACAAGGCUUUGGAUUGUUUCUUGAAGGCGGCAGGCGGCAGCGCGUGGCUCUGUUCUAGCUAUGCUAAACCUCCAAAUACCAAACAGGCAGUUGAGUGGCUGUACAAGGCUUCCAUUGCCGGCCAUGCUCGCGCUCAAUACCAACUGGCGCUUUCUUUUCAUCAAGGAAAAGGGGUGGAACAAAGUGUACGAGAAGCGGCUGGCUGGUAUGCAAGAGCUGCAGAGGGGGGAUAUGCGCGUGCGAUGUACAAUACAUCCCUAUGCUACUCACUCGGUGAAGGUUUGGAGCAAUCGGAUAUGUUGGCUAGAAAAUGGAUGAGGAGGGCAGCUGACCAUGGCCAUAGCAAAGCUCAGUAUGAGCACGGAUUGGCCCUCAUUUCAGAAGGCGACGCAAUGAAUGGUGUGGUGUACCUGGAACUGGCUACCAGGGCCGGUGAAAUGGCUGCAGCACCAGCAAGAGACGCUGUGCUUGAGCAACUCUCAGCAAGUUGUCGAAAUAGAGCUGUAAUUCUUGCCGACAAAUGGCGCUCUUUAGCCUCCUCCCGGUGACUCCACUACUACCUAUUUACCCUCGUUACAGCCAUUAGCAUUUUUAUGUGUGUCAAAAUUUGUAAACUAGUAUGUACCUAAAUUUCAUGGAGUAAAUUCUUUUCUUAAUUA